AUGCCCUCGAGACAGCGCGCACGCAUCAGCAUCGACCGCGGCGGUACCUUCACCGACUGCUUUGCUUCGUUGCCUGGGCGAGACGAUAUUGUCAUCAAGUUGCUCUCGGUCAACCCCGAGCAUUACAAGGAUGCACCCACAGAGGGGAUCAGACGGAUACUGGAGAUCAUAGAGGAGCGAGAGAUUCCCAGGGAGGAGAAGCUCGAGACCAGCGGCAUAGAACAUAUCCGACUCUCGACUACAGUGGCAACAAACGCACUUCUCGAGCGCAAAGGCGAGCCCCACGCACUCGUCACCACAAAGGGGUUCCGCGAUUUGCUGCGGAUUGGCAACCAGUCCCGACCAGCCAUCUUCGACCUCGCCAUCCGCAAGCCCGACGUGCUCUAUUCGGACGUGGUGGAGGUAGACGAGCGCGUGACCUUGGUAGGCUUCACCUCUGAUCCGAAGUUUGCAGAAAACAAGGUCGUAUUCAAUGAGGAUGGCAGCAUACAGAGCCAGUACAAGGGGGAGGAUAGGCCACCUGCUACUUGGGGUGACGAACGCGACGAGCAGGGCAGCAGCAACGCCUCCUCCGACCCGUCAAUCGUCCGCGGCGUCAGCGGAGAAGCCGUCGCCAUCCUGAAGCGUCCUUCGCGCUCGCAAGUGCACGACGACCUCCAAAAGAUCUACGACAGGGGUAUCCGCGCCCUCGCGGUUGUCCUCAUUCACUCGUUCACCUUCCCCGACCAUGAGAAACUGAUCCGCGACGUAGCUCGCGAGAUCGGCUUCAAGCACAUCUCCCUCUCCUCCGAGCUGAUGCCAAUGAUCAAAGCUGUGCCCCGUGGUACAAGCACGACGGCCGAUGCGUACCUCACGCCGGUGCUGCAGGCUUAUGUCGAGUCAUUCUUCCAAGGAUUCGACAAAUCGCUGAGGGAUGGCAGUGCGGGAACUAAGGUGGAAUUCAUGGCUAGUGAUGGAGGACUGAAUAGCGUGGAAAGAUUCAACGGGCUGAGGAGUAUCAUCAGUGGACCUGCUGGUGGUGUGGUCGGCAUGGCAUUAACGUCGUACGACGAGGAGGACGGGAGAGCCGUGCUUGGAUUUGAUAUGGGUGGGACGAGCUCCGACGUCUCUCGCUAUGCGAACCAGUUCGAGCAAAUCUACGAAACCACCAUCAGCGGCGUGACAAUUCAAUCCCCGCAAAUGGACGUCAACACCGUCGCCUCAGGCGGUUCCUCCCGACUAUUCUUCCGAAACGGCCUCUUCGUCGUUGGCCCGGAAUCCGCUUCUGCCGACCCCGGUCCAGCAUGCUAUCGCAAAGGAGGACCCGCAACAAUUACCGACGCGAACGUGGUCACCGGCAGGCUGGCGGUGGAGAUGUUUCCGAAGAUAUUCGGGCCAAAAGAGAAUGAAGGGCUAGAUGUCGAGGCGAGCAGAAAGGCCUUGGGCGAUUUGAGGGAUCAGAUUGCCCACGAGACGGGGAAGGGCAAGAUGAGCAUCGAUGAGGUUGCACUGGGCUUCUUGCGCGUCGCAAACGAGACGAUGUGUCGUCCCAUUCGAGCGCUCACCGAAGCGAGAGGGUACAGCGCCUCCAAGCACUUGCUCUGUUGCUUCGGCGGGGCUGGCGGACAGCACGGUUGCUCACUUGCGCGCUCACUGGGUAUAAGGACUGUCCUGGUGCAUAAGCACAGCAGUAUCCUCAGCGCGUACGGGAUGGCGCUCGCGGAUCGAGUAUUUGAGAGGCAGGAACCGUGCGCUGUCACGUGGGGUGGCGAUGAUGCCCAGGAGCGGGUCAAGGAAAGGAUGAAGGUGUUGGAGGAGGAGGUGCGCAAGGAGCUAAACGCACAAGGCUUCGAAGGAGAGGAGCGUGAUGGUGGACGAGUACGCGUGGAGAAGCUCCUCAACCUUCGUUACGCUGGCACCGACUCGGCGCUCAUGACUCUCGUUCCCACCGACUCGAGCGGUAAGGAGGGAUGGGAAGAGGUGGCGGAGCGCUUUGUCUCGACGUACCGUACGGAGUUUGGCUUCACGCUGGAGAAGGAUAUCCUCGUUGAUGACGUGAGGGUGCGAGGGAUUGGCAAGUCCUUCUCUGCUGCUGAUGAAGGCGAGAAGAGGGAGAGCGUGCACAAGGAGCACCGUAGAUUGAUGGAGCGAGAAGGCGGAUUCAAGGCAGCAAAGGUGCUGCAAAGCGGGAGUGAGGAGGAGCAGAAGAAGGCAGGCGUGGUUUGGAAGACUGUUUACUUCGGCAAUGGAGAAGGCAGUGGUGACACCGGCGAGGGGGAAGGAGCGAAUCGCACACGCACGCCCGUUGUACCGCUCAGCAAGCUCGAGGCAGGGGAGAAGGUCGAGGGUCCUGCAAUUCUGGUCGAUGGGACGCAGACCAUUACGCUCGAACCACGCUGCGAAGCCCACAUUACCUCGUCCUGCGUCGUCAUUACAGUGCAUUACGACAAGUAGGCCGGCGCUACUCCGCCUUUCAUUCAAUAUCAUCCAGCCAUGCUCGGCAGAGUCGCGCAAAUAGAGAAGAUCGAUGAGAUUUGACUGAAGCCGUGACCGGAUAGAGAGGGGAGACGCACCAAUGAUGACGUCGGGUAAGGUGAUGAGGGGCUAGGUGGUGUUAGGUACAACAGAAAAGUGGAACGAACAGAGACGAGAGAGGCUUUCUCAAGCCCUUUUGACGGUGAUGAAGAGGGGUUCGUCGCGUCCACUCUACGCCGGCGUUAGUGUGCAAGUGACGAU
This is a messenger RNA of Jaminaea rosea, 2715 nucleotides long. RefSeq lists its product as hypothetical. The coding region runs from base 1 to 2433 and encodes 810 amino acids. The record is from RefSeq and is a predicted model, not a curated record. Lineage: Eukaryota; Fungi; Basidiomycota; Exobasidiomycetes; Microstromatales. Gene Ontology annotation, molecular function: 5-oxoprolinase (ATP-hydrolyzing) activity. Gene Ontology annotation, cellular component: cytosol. The transcript is spliced from 5 exons. Gene Ontology annotation, biological process: glutathione metabolic process.